Molecule: messenger RNA, 2486 nt
Organism: Sitodiplosis mosellana (orange wheat blossom midge)
Lineage: Eukaryota; Metazoa; Arthropoda; Insecta; Diptera; Cecidomyiidae
Exons: 8
Coding region: 422-1894 (490 amino acids)
Biological process (GO): transmembrane transport
Cellular component (GO): membrane
Molecular function (GO): transmembrane transporter activity
Source: RefSeq, a predicted model, not a curated record
CAUAUCCUAAAAAAAAUCGACGGCAACGAAUAAUCCGAAAUAUGAGAUGCGAGUCAUUGCGAAGCGACCGACGACGAACACAGAGAAAAAAAAACUCGUCCGAGAGAAGAAGAUGGGGAAAAAACAAAAAUAAAAUCAAAAAUAAAUUUCAAACGGAGAAAACUGAUAACCAAAACCACGAUAAGUAUCUUCUCAAAUGGUUGGUUUCGGUAUUGGUUCGCAUCCGAGUUGUAUCACAAUUAAAUUCAUAAACGGAUUUGUUUCGUUCGCAUUUUAUGCGCAGUCGACCGAAGGACAGAGGGAAGAAGUGGUGUGGCAAUUUAACGAAUCGUACGGGGACUGUAUUUAAAGUGCACAGCAUCGAACACACACAAAAAAUAACAACAAAGAGACACAAAUUAUCGACCAAAACAAAAAUAAUAUGGCAAGCAAUAAGGAAAUGGUUGUGAAUUCGGUGAAUUUCGAAAAACAGAAUGGCACGAACGAAAUCAACCAGAAGAAUCGGAAUAAAAGAUUAUUUACAUGGAAAACUGUAGCACUCAUUUGUGUAAUCAACGCAUCGCUUGGUUUAUUUGGAAAUGGUUCAUUUGUCGGUUGGACGUCGUAUGCCAUGGAUGGCAAUCUUGAUGAGACGUUUACGCCACAGCAGAAAUGGCAUAUAUUUUCAGUGAUUGGUUUAACAGCGGCACUCGGACCGUUAAUUAUUCAUCAAAUAUGGCAUUUUGUCGGAUCGAAGCGUUUCAUUUUGAUGGCCAACUUUUUGAUGGUUGUUGCAUGGAUUCUUGUCAUGGUUUUCAGGGAGAACUAUUUGAUUUUUUUGGUGGGUCGUGGCAUUGGCGGACUUGCCGUCGGAACACUCCAUUUCCUGAUUCCGCUCUACAUAUUCGAUAUCGUUCCUGUCCAUCAACAACCUUUGUGCCAUUCAAUUAUGCAACUGCAGUUCGUGCUCGGGAUCUUGUCGCAGUACAUUCUGAGUUUGUUCAAGAGUUUUCUGAUCAUCGAUUUAUUGCCGGCAAUUACGUCAGCGUUGCUGUUCAUAACAUUUUUUUUCAUGCCGGAAUCACCACGUUAUUUAUCGAUACGCGGCGAUGCGGAACGGGCCAACGAGAUUCUAGUGAAAUUCAAAACAGACGAUCGUGCCGUACAGAAUGAUUUGCAAUUAUGGACGAGUGCCCAUCAUAAGGUUGGCUAUUUAUCAGCGUUCAAGGAAGAAUUCAAUAUUGCGUACGCGAUUCCAGUGUUUGGCCUAUACAUUUUUGAACAACUUAUCGGUGCGGUACCAAUACUGUUCUAUCUUCAGAAUAUAUUUAAAUUGGCCGCAUGUGAAAGUGUUCUCUCUCGCGUAGAAUGUGAAUUUACGCCCGAAGUUUCAACCAUUCUGUGUGUCACCGUGUUUGUAGUUAGUAUUCUUGUGCCGCACUUCUUUGACGAUCGUAGCAUUAACAUAAAAGUCAGCCUAAUGUGGUCAACGAAUGUGAUGGCUGCCAUUCUGGGAGUGCUUGGUCUCUAUUGUCAUUUGCAUGGUUCAUUUGCGCCCAAUAACUUCGAAGAUAUUCGUUACAUACCGUUGAUAUGCCUAUCGCUAUUCUAUUUUCUAUAUGCUACCGGUCCGCAACGGCUUUCGCACGAAUAUGCUGAAAAGGUCAUUCCGAAAAAAUGCUACUUCACCAUGCGGUGUAUGCUCGCAACCACCAGCUGGUUUUUGAUAUACGUCAUAACAAGAAUGCUACCGCAACUGAUUGGCCACAUCGGAGUCGGAUGGUUGUUUUGGUUUAUGGCGGCAAUGUGCGUUCUUAUGUCCGUCUUCGUCAAAUUAUUCGUGGCUGAUCUGACCAAAGUGCCCGAAGAAUCUCGUUUGGUUGACAACAGCAGUGAGAGUAACAGCGAAGCCUAAAUUCAGCCCGCCGAGCAAGUGAGUGAAUACGCGCGCGAAGAUGAACAUUAAAGCAAAUUACAUAAGGGGAUGGGAGAUACGGAACGUAAAAUAAAAAUACAACAAAACGGAAACGAUACAAGAAUACCAAAUCACUGCCCUUUGGAUGUUUAACACUGGAAGGCAACACAUAAUUAAGAACUUUAGUAUGCAAUGCAAAACAAAAACCAACACUCUUGUGUGUUGUUGCAGAAGAAGAAAAAGAAGGGCAAGCUAGCGAUAGCAACAACAUCAACUAAAUUAGAAGCGAAGCGAAAAAAAAUUAAACAAAAAUUGAACAAGUGAACUUUUUAACAAGACUGAUACAUUUUAGACACUUGUAUUAUUAAGUUGUUUUUGUUGUUGAUUCCUAAGACAAUUAGAAAUGAACAACGAUUACGAACGAGCUAAGACAUUUAUGGGCACGGCAAUUUUCAGGUGUAUGUGUGUGAGUGUAUGUUACGGCCCAGUGUGAGAAUUUGAAAUAUCAUGAAUUUAUCAUUUAGAGUUUUAAGGCAAUAAAAAAUAUAUACAUUUAAAUACUUUGAUCGUAUUUGGGAGCUUUUUUUGUUUU